Penicillium lagena is the source of this 450-nucleotide messenger RNA. RefSeq names its product translation initiation complex factor eIF1A. The transcript has 2 exons. Gene Ontology annotation, molecular function: translation initiation factor activity; RNA binding. Gene Ontology annotation, biological process: translational initiation. Gene Ontology annotation, cellular component: cytoplasm. NCBI's taxonomy places the organism in Eukaryota, Fungi, Ascomycota, Eurotiomycetes, Eurotiales, Aspergillaceae. The record is from RefSeq and is a predicted model, not a curated record. The coding region runs from base 1 to 450 and encodes 149 amino acids.
AUGCCCAAGAACAAGGGAAAGGGCGGUAAAAACCGUCGUCGUGGAAAGAACGAAAACGACAACGAGAAGCGCGAGCUGGUCUUCAAAGAAGAAGGCCAAGAGUACGCACAAGUCGUGAAGAUGCUCGGCAACGGCCGCCUCGAGGCUCUCUGCUUUGACGGCGAGAAGCGUCUGGCCCAUAUCCGCGGCAAGAUGCGCAAGAAGGUCUGGAUCAACCAGGGCGACAUCAUCCUGCUCUCGCUGCGCGACUACCAAGACGAAAAGGGCGACGUGAUCAUGAAGUACACCGCCGACGAGGCCCGCUCCCUCAAGGCCUACGGCGAGUUGCCCGAGAGCGCCAAGAUCAAUGAGACAGAUACCUAUGGCCACGAGGGCUUCGAGGAUAACGUCGAGUUCGACGAGGAUCGCGAGAGCGAGGAUGAGAAGGACAUUGAUGUCGAUGAGCUCUAA